AUGCAGUCGUCAUCACCUCCCGUGAAUAUCACAGGUGUUGUGAACCUGUCCGAUCUGGGGAUCAACUCGAAGGACUUCCGCUUUGGAGUCCUCACCAUGGAGUCGGACAAAUACGUUGCUGUGAGGGAACAGGCAGCUGAUGGGUCGGUGCAGGUUAUCACGGUUGAUAUGCACGAAAACAAUAAGGUUAGCAGGAGACCUAUGAAGGCUGAGGCGGUCGUGAUGAAUCCCGUGGAUAAUAUCAUCGCACUUAAGGGUCGAGUGGAGGGCAAUACGGGUCAUUUCUUGCAAGUUUUCAACUUGGGAACGAAGGAGAAACUCGGGUCCCAUCAGUUUUCAAAUGAGCACGUAGUUUUCUGGAGAUGGAUCACACCUAGAUGUCUGGCACUGGUUGGGGAUAGAUCUGUGUAUCAUUGGACCUUCGAUAGCGCCAACUCGGCCCCUGUGAAAGUUUUUGAUAGAGCCGGCAAGUUGGCUGAGAACACUACUCAGAUCAUCGCCUACGCCACGAACAGCUCUCAAACGUGGUGUGUGCUCUCUGGUAUUUCCACUCCUGAUGGGGGCAGGACCAUCGAGGGCUCUCUCCAGCUGUUCUCAGUCGAGAGGAAGCAACAACAGCUACUCGAGGGGCAUGCUGCUAAUUUUGCUGAUGCCCCUGUGGAUGACAGUGGCGAGGCUAUCGGACUGUUCAGUUUCAUGGAGAGAAAAUCAGGUUCUAAUGCGACCAAGCUUCACAUCAUGGACCUAGCUCGUAAGACCCACUACAAGGUUGGUGUGGAUGUACCUAUGCCCUCUGAGAAUCCCAGCGACUUCGCAGUCUCCCUUCAUAUCAGCCCAAAGCAUGGUAUGGUGUAUGUGCUGACUAAGGGGGGUUAUGCCUUUGUAUUUGAUAUUGGCAGCGGAGCGUUGUUGUUCAGAAACAAGGUAUCUCAGGAUAGCAUAUUCAUUGCUACUUACAGUGACGAAACUGGUGGAGUCCGGUUUGUUAACCGAGGUGGACACGUUAUUAACUUUGCUAUUAAUGUGGACACCAUCGUCCAGUACAUCAUCAACAACAUGCCCCAGGACGUGGCCUUCAACCUUGCCAGACGCUAUGGUUUACCUGGUGCACAGGAGAUGUUCCAACAACAGUUCACUCGAUACUNNNNCCCUACUCCAGUACUUCUCGGCUCUUUUGAGAGUGGACAUAAGCUGAAUGAGAGCGAAUCAAUGGAGCUCGUCGGUCCCGUUGUGGCGCAGGGUCGUAAGGAGUUCAUCGAGAAGUGGUUGAGCGAGGAUAAGCUGACCUGCACUGAACAACUAGGGGACAUGGUCAAGCCCCUGGACACAAAGCUCGCCCUGUCGGUCUUCCUCCGAGCCCAAUGCCACGAUAAGGUCAUUGCUUGCUUCGUGGCUGCUGGUGAGUACGAGAAGGUGGUCCAGUACGUGAAGAGAGUUAACUAUGCUAAUGCUGAUUACGGUGGGAUGCUGAGGACCAUCGUUGCCACUAAUCCUGAGGGAGCGGUGAAGUUUGCUAAGGGUCUGCUGGACAACAACCCGCCUCUGAUUGAUAUCAACAAGGUCGUGGACUCAUUCAUGGCUCUUGGGAAGCUCCAGGAGACGACGUCAGUGCUCUUGGAUUACCUCAAGGAUGAUAAGCCUGAGCAAGGACAGCUUCAGACCAGACUGUUAGAGAUGAACCUUAUGCAGGCCCCUCAGGUGGCAGAGGCUAUAUUCCAAAUGAACAUGUUGAGCCACUAUGAUCGUCAGCACAUCGCUAUGAUGUGUGAGAAGGCUGGUAUGUAUCAGCGAGCGUUGGAGCACUACACGGACAUCUCUGAUAUAAGGCGUUGCAUGUUGCAUUCACACGAUAUGUCUCCUGAGUUCCUCACCAACUACAUUGGGAAGAAUUCAAAGGGUGUGGCUUUGGAGUUGAUCGAGGAUAUGCUGCGUUAUAACAGACAACAGAACACCCAGGUUGUUGUACAAGUGGCCAUCAAGUACCACGAGCAGUUGGAAGUUAAUAAGCUGGUGGCAAUUUUCGAGAAGUAUCAAUGUUGGGAGGGAAUGUUCUUUUUCUUGGGCGGGAUACUGUCGAGCAGUCAAGAUCCUGAUGUCCACUUCAAAUAUAUAGAGGCAGCUGCUAAGCUGGGUCAUAUGCAGGAGGUUGAGAGGGUUGUUCGAGAGAGUCAAUACUAUGACCCUGUGAAGGUGAAGGACUUCCUUAAGGAGGCUAAACUGCAGGACCCGAGACCACUUAUUUAUGUCUGUGAUAUGCAUGGCUAUGUGGAGGAGCUUACUGACUACCUCUAUUCAAACAACCUUAUGAAGUAUAUCGAGGUUUACGUGACCAAGGUGAAUCCAUUGAACUGUCCCACUGUAGUCGGGACGUUGAUCGAUAGAGACUGCUCUGAGGACUACAUAAAGAACAGCAUCCUCGGCAAUGUCCGGUCUCUGUGCCCAGUGGAACCCCUUGUAGAGACUGUCGAGAAGCGUAACAGGCUACGUCUGCUGCAGCCUUGGUUGGAAGCUCGCCUGGCUGAGGGCAAUCAGGAGCCAUCUCUUCAUAAUGCUCUUGCGAAGAUCUACAUAGACUCCAACAAGGACCCCGAGGCUUUCCUCAAGAACGACUCUUACUACGACUCAGCCGUAGUAGGCGCCUACUGCGAGGAUCGUGACCCUCAUCUAGCCUACAUUGCCUAUAAGAGAGCUUGGGGUACUUGUGAUGACCAACUCCUUCGUGUCACCAACAACAACGGUCUGUUCCGUCUCCAGGCCAGGUAUCUAGUGGAGCGACAGAGUCCCGAGUUAUGGGCUAAGGCUUUGGCUGAUGAUAACCAACAUAGGAGGCAUGUCAUUGACCAGGUCGUCAGUACGGCUUUGCCGGAGAGCAAGAAUGCUGAUGAGGUUACUGCAGCUGUGAAGGCAUUCAUAGACGCCGAUCUACCUAAUGAGCUUAUCGAGCUUUUGGAGAAGAUAGUUCUGCACAACUCAGACUUCUCUGACAACAGAACGCUGCAGAACCUGUUGAUCCUCACAGCGAUCAAGGCGGACAAGUCUCGUGUGAUGGACUAUGUGCAUCGUCUUGAUAACUAUGAUGGUCCUGAGAUUGCUCUCAUCGCUAUGGGGGAUCCUUAUAAUCUAUAUGAGGAAGCCUUCGAGAUCUACAAGAAGUGUGGUAUGAAUGCCGAGGCUAUGGAUACACUACUCACCAACUUGGACGAUGAUGAGGGUUCUGGUUUAGAGAGAGCUAAGGACUUUGCUAGCAGGGUCAACGAGCCUCAGGUUUGGUAUAAGCUGGGAGCCGCACAGCUUCGACAUGGCGUGUGUGCUAUGAUACCCGAGGCUAUCGAUAGUUACAUUAAGGCUGGUGAUGCUACUGACUAUAUGGAGGUCAUCGCAGUAGCAGAGCGUGAGGAGUGCUAUAAUGAUCUGAUCAAGUAUCUCCGUAUGGCUCGGACCAAGCAAAAGGACAGCUACAUUGACUCGGAGUUGCUCUACUCGUUGGCCAAGUGCGAUGAUAGGAUGGACGAACUUGAGGACUUCCUCGAUGCCACUAAUACUGCUAAUGUCCAGAGUGUUGGGGAUCGUCUCUAUGGGGAACGGCUCUAUAAAGCGGCUAAGGUGCUUUUCCAGUCUAUACCAAACAACGCCAAAUUGGCGUCCUGUUAUGUCAACUUGGGCGACUUCUCGGCCGCUAUCGAGGCUGCUAAGAAGGCGAAGAACCCCCGCACUUGGAAGGAGAUCUGCUUUGCCUGUGUUGCUGCUGAGGACUUCCGCUCAGCUCAGACUGCUGGCUUGCAUAUCAUCAUCCAUCCUGACCAUCUAGAAGAGGUUAUUGAGGUAUACGAGAAUGCUCAACGUUUCGAGGAGUUGAUGGCCUUGCUGGAACUGGGCAUCACAAAUUCUGAUGAGGCUCACUACGGCAUGUUCACCGAGCUUGGAAUUUUAUAUGCGAAGCAUAAGAAGGGUAAGUUGAUGGACUUUGUCAAGAGUAACACAUCUAGACUCAACAUACCUAAGCUCAUAAGGGCGUGUGAGGCGAACUUCCUUUGGAAAGAGGCUGUGUAUCUGUACGUAUCGUAUGAUGAGUACGACUCAGCUGCUAACACCAUCAUUCAGCACAGCCCUACGGCGUGGUCACAGGAUUUAUUCCAAUCGGUGAUGAGUAAGGUCUCCAACUCCGAGAUCUACUACAGGGCUAUCAACUUCUACCUCGACGAGCAUCCUCUACUAUUGAGCGACUUGCUGGUCGCGAUCCAGGCCAAGUUGGAUCACGCUCGUGUGGUCCAGCAUGUCCGUAAGGCAGGCCAUUUGCCCUUGAUACAGGACUACAUGGCCGCAGUACAGCCCAAUGCCAAUAUACCCCAGGUCAAUGAAGCGUUGAAUGAAUUGUUGGUAGAGGAGGAAGAUGUGGACAGUCUUCGCAGCUCCAUCGAGCACUACGAUAACUUCGACCAGAUCGCCCUCGCCCAGAAGUUGGAGAAUCAUCACCUCAUUCAAAUGCGCCGAAUCGCCUCUACUUUGUACAACCAGAACGGGAGGUUUAAGCAAAGCAUUGAGCUUUCGAAGAAGGACGGUAUGUUCACUGACGCUAUGGAGUCUGCCAGAGAGAGCGGCAGCCGAGACCUCGCUGAGGGCCUCUUGCGCUACUUCGCAACCUCCGAAGAUGUACCAUGUGGCCGUGAGUGCUUCUCGGCGUGUCUGUACACCUGUUAUGAGUUGCUGAGGCCUGAUGUAGUGAUGGAGCUAGCUUGGAAGAAGGGCUACAUGGACUUUGCUAUGCCGUAUAUGAUUCAGUUGAUGAGGGAUUAUUCCAACAGGAUCGAGUCUCUUGAAAAGAAGACGGAAUCGUUGGCUGAAGACAAGAAGUCAGCUCCUAACGAUUUCGUGGAGUCCAAUCCUCUUGGUCUUGGCGGGCCUGGUGGUCACUUGGCAUUGAUGGGCCCAGGGUGA
This is a messenger RNA of Perkinsus marinus ATCC 50983, 4935 nucleotides long. Its product is annotated as clathrin heavy chain, putative. NCBI's taxonomy places the organism in Eukaryota, Perkinsozoa, Perkinsida, Perkinsidae. The transcript has 43 exons. Gene Ontology annotation, cellular component: clathrin complex; clathrin coat of trans-Golgi network vesicle; clathrin coat of coated pit. Gene Ontology annotation, biological process: receptor-mediated endocytosis; intracellular protein transport. Gene Ontology annotation, molecular function: clathrin light chain binding; structural molecule activity. The record is from RefSeq and is a predicted model, not a curated record. The coding region runs from base 1 to 4935 and encodes 1644 amino acids.